This is a messenger RNA of Fragaria vesca subsp. vesca, 678 nucleotides long. RefSeq names its product protein transport protein Sec61 subunit beta-like. The transcript has a single exon. Gene Ontology annotation, biological process: intracellular protein transport. Gene Ontology annotation, cellular component: Sec61 translocon complex. Bases 31 to 360 code for a protein of 109 amino acids. Lineage: Eukaryota; Viridiplantae; Streptophyta; Magnoliopsida; Rosales; Rosaceae. The record is from RefSeq and is a predicted model, not a curated record.
UCUCUCUCUCUGCUCGUAUUGUUUCCAACAAUGGCUCGCGGCUCAUCCCAGUCCCAAGCGACGUCAUCUUCCACGGCCUCUCGCCCUGGCGUCGUGGCUCCUCGCGGUUCAGCUGCCGCCACAGCUGGAAUGCGCCGCCGUCGUCUCGGCGGAGGAGGCAGCUCCAGCUCCGGAGGCAUGAGCGGCGGGGGCGGCUCUGGCGCCGGAAACAACAUGCUCAGGUUCUACACCGACGACGCUCCAGGCCUGAAGAUCACCCCCACCGUCGUGCUCGUCAUGAGCCUCUGCUUCAUCGGCUUCGUCACCGCCCUCCAUGUGUUCGGCAAGCUCUACCUCCACCGAUCUACAGGCGGAGCUUAAAUUCCGGGAUCCUAACUCAGAUUGGCGCAGAUCCGGAGCUUUCUGGUGGCGGAGUAAUCGGUAAAAUUUCAAUGCUACGGUCCUUUUUUGCUUUUGUUUUUCUUUUGCUCUGUAGAUUUGCGCAGGGUUGACCUUUUCUAGAGUUUCAGUGUUGUUUAAUGUUGGAUUGGGUUUGAUCUUAAUUUGAAUGGAGACGAGUGACUUUAUACACCGUUAUGAAGUUUGCUAUGAUCUUGUUUAUCUCAAUUUUCAUAAUCCGUUUUAGCUUCUGAAAGAUCCUAUCGGAUUUGUUUGAAAAUGAGUAAUGACUAUGAAAUG